AUGGAUAAGGACGUUUUCAAGCUCAUGACAGAGCAAUUCAAUGAACUUGAGAUCACUUUGAAACAGAUCUCAUCGGAACUACUUGAUCGUCAGAUCAAGCUGCAGAAACAUCCUCCGAUGUUGUCAGCAAAGGAAUCAGCCAUCAUUGAAAGCGCAAUAGUGCAGGAGCUCAAGGUCGACCUUGUUAGUGCUCGGGGUACUGCCCGGGAUUUGGAGCUGGAACUCCGCAGUAUUGUAGAGCAACAGUCAGCACGACACUUCAGUGCCGCCAAUAUCGCACAGUUCUUCAAAGAGUUCGAGGUAUUCUUCCUUGCCAUCGACGUUAUCGUGAGGAACCUCCAAGAAACCGUGCUUGGUUUGUCUUCAAGACAAGUUCUGCAGUCUGAACCGCCUCCUGCCCUGGGGUUGAACAAGACGAUUGAGAACAAUAUCAUUGAGAACAAGAAAAUAGAAAAGGACCCGUCACCAUCUGAAGACCAAUUUUCAAACUUUGACGCGAAUCCUUCAGGCCAUGUGGAAUACAUUCUAUCAGAAGAUAGGAAGGAAGAACAGAGGACAUCUGUGACCUUGAUGGAAGAAACCUCUGCCUCCCACAACAGGCCGGACCAUGACGUGCAACCUGAGAGGAUCAGAGAGCUCGAGAAGGAGGUUGAACGAUUGAAGAAGCUCUUGGACGUCGAGGCUCAGGUUUCCAAGAGCAGGAGGGACCAGUUGAACGAUGCCGUCGACAAGCGUCGGGGGCUUGAAGGAAGCGCGAAGCAGCUGGAGACUGAGCUGGAGGACGCCAGGGACAAGAAUGCAGACAUGCUGAAGCUGAUACAGACAUUGGUCGAUGAGAAACAGGCAGCUCAGCAGCUCUGUUGGGAGAAGGUUGAAGAUGAGGUCUACCAGUAUCACCAAGACAUCAUACAACAAUUGAUAGACGCGAGGAUGAAGCAUGCGGAGGCCUCUACUUUGCUCCUUGAGGUCAAACGGCAGAAUCAUGUAUACAGGGGGAAAAUGCAAAAGAUGAAGGAGAAAUUGACGGAUUUAGAAGUACAACAUUGCAAUAAAGCUCUACUUCACGCUCUUGCCGGGCAACCUGGACAUCUGGACAGCCAUCUCUAUCAGCAGCUGGAGCUAGGACGCAUUCUCCUUACCUUCGUAGCCUCUCUUCGCCUGGGAUCGGGCAAGGAGCUGGGUCAGAAAGCUCAGGUGCUCGGAGGAAUCCUGCAAGAUCCCUGA
Molecule: messenger RNA, 1224 nt
Organism: Guillardia theta CCMP2712
Lineage: Eukaryota; Cryptophyceae; Pyrenomonadales; Geminigeraceae
Exons: 6
Coding region: 1-1224 (407 amino acids)
Source: RefSeq, a predicted model, not a curated record